Danaus plexippus (monarch butterfly) is the source of this 2041-nucleotide messenger RNA. RefSeq lists its product as uncharacterized. Bases 131 to 1393 code for a protein of 420 amino acids. The record is from RefSeq and is a predicted model, not a curated record. The transcript is spliced from 6 exons. Lineage: Eukaryota; Metazoa; Arthropoda; Insecta; Lepidoptera; Nymphalidae.
GUCGGAUCCUAUGUCACUUUGUUUUAUCAUUCGGCAGACGCGUCAGUUGCUUCGUACGUUAUUAUGAAUAAAACCCGGUAGAAAAUACAGUUACAAAUUCUUUUUUCGUGGUAGUGCUGAGUUGCUUAGAAUGAAUUUGAACGUGGAUGAAUACAUAGAGGGCUUAUUUUCUAAAGAUGCCUUCGAACAACCAUCUGAUUCCAAAAAGCCUGAAGAUUUGGAGAUGAAAUUACCAGAAUGGUUCGAUGAGAAACAGUUCAAUAAAGCCAGGAGAUUCUACUGGAACAACUGUUAUAUGCUGUCGUCGUCGAUGCUGAACGGCCUCGUCGCUGUGUUCGCUAUACCAUCCAUAUUACAAGUUUUAAUUGGCACAAAACGUUCAAACUCCCCGUACACGGCGUACAAACGUUACCUCUCAACGUUACUUCACACGCUUAGCUGGUUCGAACACGAAUUGAAACCUGGUAGUAGAUCUUGGAGAUCCCUUUUCACUGUGCGUACUCGUCACUUCAAAGCAAGUUUAGCUGCGAAACUCAAAAAUCAACCGCUAGUCUCCCAAAGGGACCUUGCACUCACACAAUUCGGUUUCAUUGGUUUCUCGAUGAUCAAAUCGGACAAAUUCGGCAUCCGUCAAUUUGAAACUGGCGAUUGGGAAGCAUACAACCACUUUUGGCGGACCAUCGGACAUCUUAUCGGAUUGGAGGACAAGUAUAAUCUGUGCCGCAAGAACGUUGAUGAAACCCGUCAGGCCUGUCAGAUACUGCUGGAUCGUGUGUACACCCCCUGUCUAGAGAACGUUCCAGAAUACUUCGAACAUGUAUCACGCGCCAUGCUGGAAGGUCUGUGGUGUGUCAAUCCCACGGUACAUAUCGAUGGGAUGCUAUACUUUACGAAGUACUUGUGCUCGGUCCCAGGGUAUGUUUAUACGGAACAAGACAGGAUCGAGCUGCAGCAGAAGUGUAUGAAGCAGUUAAAUGGACGGUCGGACGAAAUUGGUAUCGAAACAUCAUCACUAAUGGCAAAGCCUUUAAUUGAUCUGCCUCCAAGGAAACAUCUUAUUUACAUUAGAGAUUACGACAGCUUGGAAACGGUGCCGCCAUAUAAACGGCUACCACUAGCUGGCAAAUAUAAAACGGCGCUUUACUAUAUACUCUCUGCCUUUUACACGUCAUAUAUAGGCAGGAUAUAUCUGAACUUAAAUUUCAGAUUUAGCUUGUUCUUAAUGAAGUAUUUCCCGUACAUGGCUUUCUUUAGAUUUGGAAUUAUUAAAUCAUAUGUUAAUAUAUUUAAAGAGGACCCCAUGGACAACGCUGAACUGAAGCCGAACUCAGAGUAUGAGAAACCUCAACCUCCUUUGCCACUUUACAAAGAACUUUUGUCUUUGAUCUGGUGAUACAGUUAUAAGUGCUUUUUCUCAAAUUGAGAAGUAAAAUUUGUGUUUUAAAUAAACUUCACAUUCCAAAUAAAAUACCUAAAUAGUGGGCAAAUGAAUGAUUUGUAAUACGCAUCUAGUUUUUUGUAAUAGUAAUGAUGACAAUACCUUUAUUGCCUUUGCGCGAAGGGCACUUCUAUGUAAGUUUUAUGAGUGGUAUUAAUACUGUGACUAGUUCUAAGGGAGAAAAUUUGGGAUUGUAUGGUGGUGGUCGUUGUAAACAUAUUAACUAUUAAGUAGCUAUAUAUUAAUUUAUACAUAAAUCUAUAAAAGAAUUACUAAUAUCAAGGACAAACGUUUUAUUUCCAACAUGAUAUUAAUUGUUAAUUAGUUAUUAGAACAUUGUUUUAACAAAUAUCUUUAUAAAAGCAAUGAUUUUCCUCAAUAGAGGGAUACGUAAAAAUUUUAGGUCAGAUACAAAAUGUGUAUUGUAAUCUGUAAUGCGAAUUAUUUCACUACUGCCUUAUCAUUUUUAUCAUCUUUGUGAUAGCCUAUCAGUUAAUCAUUCUAGGUAUUUAGAGACCACUAUUAAUUCAUAUGAUAUUGUACCGAUAAUUAUAAUUAAUAAUCUUAUAUAUAAAUAUUUAAAAGAAAUCAUUAUUAUAUCUA